Kockovaella imperatae is the source of this 1420-nucleotide messenger RNA. RefSeq lists its product as hypothetical. Gene Ontology annotation, molecular function: S-adenosylmethionine-dependent methyltransferase activity. The record is from RefSeq and is a predicted model, not a curated record. The transcript has 6 exons. NCBI's taxonomy places the organism in Eukaryota, Fungi, Basidiomycota, Tremellomycetes, Tremellales, Cuniculitremaceae. The coding region runs from base 348 to 1247 and encodes 299 amino acids.
AUUUCGGGCUCGAAAAAGUCAGUCGCGUGUCGCUCGAGGUGAUUUAUGUCUCACAGCGGUGGGAGUAGUAUCAUACUUGGUCGGCCAGACACCGGAUCGGCUGGCAGCUUGCCUGGCCUCUCGCUACUGAGUCUGCGCAUAGCCGAAUGUCAUCCGAGCAUCACCGACAACGUCCAGUCGUCCCUCAUCGGAAAUGGUCGGUCCGGCGAUUAUAGCUCCGAGAGCCCGGGCAGAUCACGGUAUAAAUAGACCGGCCUGAAGACCUGAGUCGACAAUUGACUCGGCAACUUGAUCUUGCAGUAGGUAAAUACGCAUCUCGCCAAGCCGUCUGAAGUGAUAACUACCUCAUGAUGAGCUCCACUGGACCCUCAAAGAUCCACAGCGUUGCCGCAUCUGGCUUCUCAUCCGGGACCAACGAGCUGUAUGACAGAGCUCGACCUUCGUACCCUCCCGAAGCGAUGCACACUAUCGCCCGAGCCCUACCCAGCCGCGAGGGUCAAGGAGGUCUAAAGCUACUCGAAGUAGGGUCAGGUACCGGCAUUUUCACGAGACUCCUCCUGCAUCCCCCCAGCGAUGACUAUCCUAAGAUCCCAGUCGAUACUCUUAUUGCCAUCGAGCCUUCUGAUGGGAUGCGUGAAACGUGGAAAGUUGCUUUAAACCAGAUCCCAUCUAGUGCUACAUCGUCCCGGACAGUCGCCAAUGUCGCUGGGUCUUUUGAAGAUUACUCCGAGGUCGACAAGCUCGGCGUUGGAAAGGGCACAGUAGAUGGUGUCUUGAUUGCUCAAGCUUUCCAUUGGUGUCAGAAUCUCGACGCGGCCGUCCGCGAAGCAGCGUCCUAUCUAUCAUCCGGUUCUCCCCUCGUCUUCGUCUGGAAUAUCGAAUCCAAUGAUGCUGGUUGGUGUGCAGAGGUACGAAACCUCUAUGAACCCUUUGGGAGAAUCUCGCCACAGUACUAUCUGGGGAAAUGGAGGGCCGUGUUUGACACUCCUGCUUACAAAGCGUUAUUCGAGCCACAGGAGGAGAGCUCCAGUUGUUGGACUCUGCCUAUGACGGAGGAUCAGCUCGUUGAGAGACUCUUUUCCAAAUCAUAUCUCACGGAGCACCAUCUGAAUGGAUCAGCCCGAGUGGAUUUCGAGAAGCAGCUCAGAAAAAUCAUCAGAGAGGGUGAAAAAGAAUGGGUGAACAAAGAGACCGGCACCUUCUUGUACAAGUACAACACUGACGUCGUCAUCAUGCGACGAAAGUGAUGGUCACAUCGCUUACGCCGUCUGCGUGUUUGGAAGCUCGCGGUUGAACAGACCGGUAAAGCCAAGACAUCCAGAGACCAAGUUUGGGCUCUACCAUAGAUCGUCCAUGAAAAUCAUGGGGCUGUACUCGAACCUGUCAAUGCGAAUAGACACUGGAUGCAUCAGAUGUGAGA